Phialemonium atrogriseum is the source of this 618-nucleotide messenger RNA. RefSeq lists its product as uncharacterized. The record is from RefSeq and is a predicted model, not a curated record. Lineage: Eukaryota; Fungi; Ascomycota; Sordariomycetes; Cephalothecales; Cephalothecaceae. The coding region runs from base 1 to 618 and encodes 205 amino acids. The transcript has 4 exons.
AUGGACGCACUGGAAUUCCACCGUGAUACGGUGCGCAUGCUAAAGGAGCAGCUCAGGGAAAUUCAGGAGGCGCGAAUGCAAUACAACCAAGGCCCAGCCAACAACAGAGCAAACGACUGGCCCACCGACAGAGGCAUAGCAGCCCUCUUCCCCAUCAACAUACCCCGCGCCUUCACCCCCGCCACCCCAACCCUCCUAGCACAAACAACCCUCCUCGCCCUCGCCAUCUACAUCCUCCCCAACCCAAUCCUCGCCCUCCUAUACAGCCUCAUCGGCAUUCUCAGCGUAGGCCUCAUCAGCCGCCUCCUCCACCGCCUCCCGCAACGCCACGAACUCCAGACAGAGCGCCACCGCCUCCACCGCCUUAUCAACAAGCUCGUUGUCGUGUACCGCCUCGGCCAUGCCCGUCGCGGAUACGGAGGAGGGGAAGUGGUGGCGAGGAUGGUGGUCAGGAUUGACGCGAUUGAGCAUGAUUUGGCGCUGGAGCGAAUGCAGCGGGAUGUUGCGGGGAUGGUGGACAUGGUUGCGCGGGACACGACGAGGUUUUUGAGGUGGGAAGGAGUGGUUUUCGGGUGCAUCUGGCAGGGCAGGAUUGCUAAAGAUUGGGAAGAUGAGUAG